Molecule: messenger RNA, 348 nt
Organism: Zingiber officinale
Lineage: Eukaryota; Viridiplantae; Streptophyta; Magnoliopsida; Zingiberales; Zingiberaceae
Exons: 1
Coding region: 1-348 (115 amino acids)
Source: RefSeq, a predicted model, not a curated record
AUGGUAUAUAGUGGCGAAGCGAUCGUCCCCGUCGAAGUCGGGGUUGAAUCUGAUUGGAUACAGCACCACAACGAAGACAACGUCGUACGGAGGCUUCUGGAGAUGGACUUGGCGGAUGAAGCGCGCGCUAAAGCGGCCAUCCGGCUGAUGGCAUACCAACAAAGAAUGAGGCAGAGCUACAACCGAAGGGUGAUCCCAAGACUAUUUCAGGUCGGUGACUUGGUGUGGAAGAAUGUAAAGUCGGUCGGUGACGUCACCAAGCUAGAAGCCCCGUGGGUUGGACCCUUCAGAGUCAUGGAGAAGCUCCGUUCAGGCGCCUAUUACUUAGAGGACGAGGGCGGGCGGUGA